GACGAAGCCUCCGGCUAUUCCGACGCCUCCAGUGUGCGCACCGCCACCACCAUCCGCGAGUUCUUUCGCGAGGAGCGGCGAUGGGUAGCCGGCAGCGAGAGGUCAGCUGGAGGGUACUCUGAAGGACGUCCUCCGCGACUUCCGCUCCGAGGAGGUGUGGACACUUCUGCACCUGUGUGUGUGCUGCCAUGUGUGCCUCCCGGGAAAGUGCCGGGCGGCAGGCCUGUUCGUGAGGGCCCCUCCAAGGCGGACAUCAUGUACGCGCCGCGCCCGACAUCGAUGCCCUCCAUGACGAGCGCAGCCAGACGCUGA
Symbiodinium sp. CCMP2456 is the source of this 312-nucleotide messenger RNA. Lineage: Eukaryota; Dinophyceae; Suessiales; Symbiodiniaceae. The record is from the annotation of a GenBank genome assembly.